Gossypium raimondii (Peruvian cotton) is the source of this 1840-nucleotide messenger RNA. RefSeq names its product amino acid transporter AVT1I. Bases 506 to 1804 code for a protein of 432 amino acids. Lineage: Eukaryota; Viridiplantae; Streptophyta; Magnoliopsida; Malvales; Malvaceae. The transcript is spliced from 3 exons. Gene Ontology annotation, cellular component: plasma membrane. The record is from RefSeq and is a predicted model, not a curated record.
UAAAACAAUUUGAGAAUGGGAAUCCACCCAUACCACAAUAUGUCUGACAAAAGAGUUACAUGCAGAGCACAAUGUUCAAAGUUUUUGUUUUCUGUGAUUUUAUUUAAUUUUAUGAAUAAUUUUUUCUAUAAACAAACAGUAUUUGCAGAAAACAAAACUUUGUUGUUCUGGAAAUUACUCAUUUGUCGAGAUAUUGUGGUAUGGGUGGAUUCUCAUUCUCAAUUUGUUUUUAUCUGGCAAACCUUCUCAUUGAAUUUCAAUGUACUAUCAAUUUUCAAAACUGUUUGUUGUUUGCUAUCUAAAUUUGUAUUUUUGUUAAUCAAAUCUCAAUAAACUAAUGCAUAUAUUUAAGUUUUGAUGUGUUUUGAUUGAUUAUACACAAAUUCAAAUACGUAACUCUGUGUGUGUAUAUAUAUAUAUAUAUAUUUGGUUUAUGACUGCUAUCUAUUUUACACUUUCUUACCUUUUAAGAAGCUUUUAUCUUUGAACCUUUCCCUAAUCAAUCAUGGCGACCAUGGAUGAAGAGGAAUCAUCCUUCACUCUUCCUCUCAUUGAAGUUGAUGAAAAUAAACAAGCUUUAGUAACCAAACUAGAGGAAAUUGAACCAAAUUCAUCCCAUUCAUGUUCAACAACUAACUCUUUCUUCAAAACCUGUUUCAAUGGGCUUAAUGCUCUUUCAGGAGUCGGGAUAUUAUCAACCCCAUAUGCACUAGCAUCAGGAGGAUGGUUAAGCUUGAUUCUUCUUUUCGCCAUUGCCACUGCUGCAUUCUUCUCUGGCUUAUUAAUCCAAAGAUGCAUGGAUUCGGAUUCGAAUAUCCGAACUUAUCCUGACAUCGGCGAGCUUGCAUUCGGGAAGAAAGGAAGAUUGAUAGUCUCCAUUUUCAUGUACAUCGAGCUUUACUUAGUUGCUACAGGAUUCUUGAUUUUAGAAGGAGAUAAUCUUCAAAAUUUGUUCCCAAACAUGGAAUUUGAAGUUGGUCAAGGACUAACAAUUGGUGGGAAACAAGGGUUUAUCAUAAUAGUAAGCCUCAUAAUAUUGCCCACAGUUUGGUUAGAUAACUUGAGCCUUCUUUCAUAUGUGUCAGCCAGUGGGGUAUUAGCUUCUGGAAUCAUACUUGGUUCCAUUAUAUGGACUGGUGCGUUUGAAGGGAUUGGGUUUCAACAAAAGGGAACAUUGGUCAAUUGGGAUGGAAUGUUGACUGCUAUCAGCUUAUAUGCUUUCUGCUAUUGUGCACAUCCAGUUUUCCCUACACUCUACACUUCUAUGAAGAAAAAACAUCAGUUCUCCAAUGUAUUAGUUGUAUGCUUUAUCUUGUGUACCAUCACGUAUGCAUCAAUGGCAAUCUUCGGGUACUUAAUGUUCGGACCACAAAUUCAAUCACAGGUAACAUUGAAUCUUCCAGCAAGCAUCAGUUCAAAAGUGGCCAUCUACACGACCUUGGUGAACCCCAUAGCCAAAUACGCAUUGAUGGUUACUCCAAUCGUUAAUGCCAUUAAAACCCGGUUUUCAUGUCAUUACAACCUACGAUUCCUCAGCAUCCUCAUCGGCACCAACUUGUUGAUCAGCACCGUUCUUGUGGCACUAGCGAUUCCAUUCUUUGGUUCACUGAUGUCCCUGGUGGGAGCACUUUUAAGUAUCACUGCUUCUAUAAUACUACCAUGCUUAUGCUACUUGAAGAUUUCAGGUAUUUAUCGAAGAUUCAAUGGCCAAUUAGUUGGUAUAUGCCUUAUAAUUAUAGUGGGAGUUUGUCUGGUAAUUUUUGGCACUUACACAUCUGUUUUAGAUAUCAUAGGAAAUUUCUAAAUGCCAAUGACUUAAACCCGAAGUUUAGUUUGAUUA